Messenger RNA from Protopolystoma xenopodis, 342 nucleotides. The record is from the annotation of a GenBank genome assembly. NCBI's taxonomy places the organism in Eukaryota, Metazoa, Platyhelminthes, Monogenea, Polystomatidea, Polystomatidae.
GUCGGCAGCAUUUGCACCUCCAGAGAAGACAUCUCUGGAGUCAAUUUUCGGCCGCUGACGCGUGGAGAUCAGACAGGCUUUCGGUCAAACCUGGAGCAUCAGGCAGUAGAUGAGGAAAAGGAAGAAAAUGACCUGUUUUUGGACACCCAUGGCCUAGAGAUGACUCACGCCUUGGCGAAGCCAGCUCCAACAAUGAUGAAAUCGUCUGUCUGUGGAAUGGUCCAUCUCGACAGACAGAAUGAAGCCAUGACAGGCUGGCUCUACAGCCCUCAACAAUCGACAACUGGCCGACGAGGUAGUCUUUCGGUAAGAGAAUGUUUUGAAAUUAUUAGCAAAUCUUAA